AUGAACCUCAGCCCAAGUCCUGAGCCACAGGUAAACCUCAGCCCAAGUCCUGAGCCACAGGUAAACCUCAGCCUAAGUCCUGAACCACCUAUGAACCUCAGCCCAAGUCCUGAGCCACAGGUAAACCUCAGCCCAAGUCCUGAACCACCUAUGAACCUCAGCCCAAGUCCUGAACCACAUGUGAACCUCAGCCCAAGUCCUGAACCACCUAUGAACCUCAGCCUAAGUCCUGAACCACCUAUGAACCUCAGCCCAAGUCCUGAGCCACAUGUAAACCCCAGCCCAAGUCCUGAACCACCUAUGAACCUCAGCCCAAGUCCUGAACCACAUGUGAACCCUCAGCCCAAGUCCUGA
This is a messenger RNA of Homarus americanus (American lobster), 354 nucleotides long. Its product is annotated as protein TsetseEP-like. The transcript has a single exon. The record is from RefSeq and is a predicted model, not a curated record. Lineage: Eukaryota; Metazoa; Arthropoda; Malacostraca; Decapoda; Nephropidae. The coding region runs from base 1 to 354 and encodes 117 amino acids.